Messenger RNA from Drosophila novamexicana, 1843 nucleotides. RefSeq names its product RNA pseudouridylate synthase domain-containing protein 2-like. Bases 38 to 1825 code for a protein of 595 amino acids. Gene Ontology annotation, biological process: pseudouridine synthesis. The transcript is spliced from 10 exons. Gene Ontology annotation, molecular function: RNA binding; pseudouridine synthase activity. Lineage: Eukaryota; Metazoa; Arthropoda; Insecta; Diptera; Drosophilidae. The record is from RefSeq and is a predicted model, not a curated record.
GCGUUUUGUAAAAGUUUAAUAUUUAUUUAAUAACUCUAUGAAGUAUUUGCGGUACGCUGAUAACACAAUUCGCCUGUGCUUUAAUUUGUUUAUAACGAGGCGCUUACUGAACGCACAAAUCAAAGUUAAUAAAGUAAAUAACACAUUUUGGUGUUGGCCAACAAUGACAUUGCCCAAGAUAGUACGCCAUGUGCAGACCCAGCACGGCGACGACUCCGUGGACGUGGAAAACAUCUUCCUCUUCCGGGCCAACGUGAACUGCACACAUGCCGAGGCGCCCGCCGCAGAAGUUGCCGGCGGCUCCUCCACAAAUGUGGCCGAAAUUGGCGCCGAAUGUGAUGUUAAAGAAGAAGAGGAGAAAAAUUCUAUAAACGGUGUGUGGACCUAUGAAGCCAGUGAAGAUGGCGGUAGCCAACUGGCCACGAUAGCUGAGGCUUCACCUGUACAAUUGCCAGAGAAGCGAAAGGCGCCCCUUGGGGCCGAGACUAUUGAGUGCAAGAAGCCAAAAUUGGAAACGAAAGAUCCUAAAUUGAUACGGCCCGGCUUCAGUGAAGAAAGAUAUGACGAGACGUCCUAUUAUAUAGAAAAUGGUUUGCGAAAGGUGUACCCCUAUUCUUUUACAUUCACCACGUUUACAAAGGGACGCUGGGUGGGCGAGGGAAUCUUAGAUGUAUUCUCACGUGAAUUUCGUGCACAUCCCGCUGAGGAAUAUAAGCGCAGCAUUGAGGCUGGCAGCUUGACAGUCAACUAUGAGAAGGUGCCCAUCGACUACAAGCUAAAGCAUAAUGAUCUGCUGGCUAAUACAGUGCACAGACAUGAAGUUCCAGUUACUUCACAGCCCAUUACAAUAGUCCACAUGGACGAAGACAUUUUAGUCGUGAACAAACCAGCUUCAAUACCAGUACAUCCUUGUGGCCGAUACAGACAUAACACGGUCAUUUUUAUCCUGGCCAAAGAGUUUAAUUUGAAGAAUCUGCGUACCAUACAUCGAAUAGAUCGCCUAACUUCCGGCUUGCUGUUAUUCGGACGAAAUUCAGAGAAAGCUCGCCAAAUGGAGCAACAGAUACGAAAUCGACAAGUACAAAAGGAAUAUAUUUGCUGCGUGGAGGGCCAAUUUCCAGAUGGCAUUAUUGAGUGCAAUGAACCGAUUGAAGUCGUUAGCUAUAAAAUUGGAGUUUGCAAGGUCUCACCGAAGGGCAAAGAUUGCAAAACAACAUUCAAGAGAAUCGCCCAAGCUGGCGACUAUAGCAUUGUGCAGUGCAAGCCGCUGACUGGACGAAUGCAUCAGAUCAGAGUGCAUCUACAAUAUCUAGGCUAUCCGAUUGUUAACGAUCCUUUGUAUAAUCACGAAGUGUUUGGUCCUUUAAAGGGACGCGGCGGGGAUACUGGAGGAAAGUCCGAUGAUCAAUUAAUAAACGAUUUAAUUGCUAUACACAAUGCCGAAAAUUGGUUGGGUAUUGAUGGAGAAGUUGCGAUAAGGGACACGGCCAAGAAUCCAGAUGUUGCUGUUGCCAGUCCAAGCCCAACCACCCAAUCUGAAUUGCAAGCCGCAAUAAAGUCAAUGCCUGAAGCUAAGAUCACAAUUUCGACGCAAACUGGCCAUGAAUCUGCCGACCUUAGAUUUGAUGCCAGCAAGCUAACUGCAGAUCCACUCUGCUCUGAAUGUAAGAUGAACUAUCGGGAUCCGAAGCCAGAAGAUCUCGUUAUGUAUCUGCAUGCGUGGAAAUAUAAAGGUGUCGGCUGGGAGUACACAACAGAGCUGCCAAGCUGGGCCUCCAUUGACCAGGAUAAUUGCUCGCUCAGCUUAAGAAACAAGCGCAGUUAAAUUUACAAAUUCUUGUAU